AAUAAUUCCUUCCGUAAAUCACAUUAUUUACCGUUAAAUGGAAUCACAGUCUGUUCCUGGGAUCCUGUUGCCGCACCACGAGCAGCAGGAGCUGUGCAGCACGCGGCUGCCGUACCGCCAGGGCCGCAAACUCACCGCUGUAAAGACAUACACAAUCAAUGAUGAAUCCCGCCAUAUCCUUGUAUUUGGUGUACCGUCCCUGAACUUGAGGCAAGAGACCAAAGCCCUUUUCAGCAAAUUCGGUAAAGUGUUACAAGUUAACCUCAGUAUGGAACACAAAAGUGAAAUAUUCACAGAGACCUACCAUGUUGUCUAUGAAAAGAUAUCUCACGCAAGAAUAGCGAAGAAAAUGCUUGAUACUAAAAGCUUUUACGGAGGAGUUUUACAUGUUUGCUAUGCACCGGAAUAUGAAACCAUAGGCGAUACGAGAACUAAGCUGAUGCUCAGAAGAAGAGAUGUUCUAUUGAGACUGAAGAACUUGGAAAAAGAAGAAACUACAAAGGGUGAGGUUAAAAAAACAGAUGAGAAUCCUGUUAAAACAGUUGAAGAAACAGUUAAAAUGAAUAUGGGAGAAUUCAAUGUAAUUGGUGUUAGUAGGCAAAUAAGAGAUGUAGUUUUUGAUAAGAAUCUGAAAAGAAAAAUACAUAAACGUAAUGAAGAAGUGGUAAGAAAACAAUAUAAACCGUGCUUCAUUGAAAAAGGGCCUAUGAUACAAAGCACAUCCAAUGUUGAAAUUGUAGAUAUCACAUCAACCAAACAAGAAAUAGUAACAAAUGUAGAUAUUGAUAAAACACUAAAUUAUAACACUUUUGGUAAAGAACUUAUUAAAAAAUUACCAGAGAAACCUAUGAAUAGUAUUCAAUAUCAUACAGUAAAUAAAAAGAGUUGAGAUA
Plutella xylostella (diamondback moth) is the source of this 893-nucleotide messenger RNA. Its product is annotated as RNA-binding protein 48. The record is from RefSeq and is a predicted model, not a curated record. Lineage: Eukaryota; Metazoa; Arthropoda; Insecta; Lepidoptera; Plutellidae. Gene Ontology annotation, molecular function: nucleic acid binding. Gene Ontology annotation, cellular component: nucleoplasm.